AUGCAUUUGCAUGGUCUAAAACUAUUAAUAGUGGUGUGCAUUAUACUAGGACAAAUACCAAAAAUACUUAGUUUAGGCGAAAAGUCACCCAGAACUUACUUCAAGGAGGUAGCUGAUUUUGAUGAUAUAGUUGAGGAAACUGACAAAAGAGACGAAAACAAAAAAGUUACUUUUACUAAUAAUGUUACAAUGGUGCCCGAUUCUGCUGGAAUAUUCCCUCAAGCACGGGUCAAACAAGACGUUAAUUUUAUUGAAAUUCAAGAACAAUCUGACCAAAAUAAUCAGGAUCAAGUUAAACCCGAAAACCUUGAAAUAUCCCCUCAAAAUAUUGGAAUAUAUCCCCAAUUUAUUUAUCCCCAACUACAAUAUGGCCAACGCGUUAACACAUUUCGAGUCCAAAAUCAAGCAGAUCAGGUAGAACAAGUGACUCAAACUGAUGAGAUUAAACUAGAAACUAUUCGCAUUUUUCAUCAAUCAAAAGGUAAAGAACGUGUCAAUGCUGAGCAAAUUCAAAACCAAGCAGACCAAACUGAUAAAUUUAAUGAAAUUGAACCUAAAAUUAUUUUUACCAAAAAACUUGGACAGCCCAAGACGUAUAGAAAAAAGACGAAAUUAAAUAAAUUUGAUAGACCAGAAUUGUACGUAAUUAGGAAAAUACCAUCGCCGAGAGGAUAUUUGGUUAUGAAGAACAAGCAGAAAAAUUAUUUAAACGAAGAUUUAGAAAAUCAAGGCAAAAGGGUAAAGUCUAAUAUAAAUCGUUACCAUCCUGAAGAACCUGUUGAUGUUGUAUUUCCGUUUAAACCUAGUAUUGAGACAGUGGAAACAACUUUGCAGUCUUCAGAAAAUCCGGAAAACGAAGACUCUAACAGUUGUAAUAUCCUGUUUCAAUUAUUUCAAGAAAUUCCUAUCAUAAAUGACAUGCUGAAAGAAUUGGUCGAAGGACAACCAACCAGAGACAUAAAUACCACUUGGAAAACCAUCAAAUGCGUUUUAAAACAACAACCGGAUAAUUCACAAAAAGAUCUAAUUGACAAACCGGAAGGUAAAAUUUGCUUCCGAAAAUUUAUAAGAAACCACAGAAGACGUCGCAGACAUUCGACAUACCUAAAUUUUCGGAAUAAAAGGAAAAGAAUUAACAAUUCUUUAGCAAAACGAAACGUUGAAGACGAUCCUAGGUUUAAAAGUAUUAUUGAUUUUAUAGUUAAAAAUAAGAUAUUUUUGGAUAAGUAUACAUAUGUACCAAUAGUAUUCUCGAAAAUUACUCAAGAUAAAAAUGAAGGUCAGAUGACUGGUUCUAUAAAUAAUAAUCAAUCGACAACAUUAUCCGCUGAACAACUUGCAAAAAUAUCUUGCGCUGAAUGUUCAAAUCAAGAAGUAGAAUCUUCAGAAAUUCCAUCUUCAACAGCAUCGAAAAGGGGUGUAUUAUCUCCAACAGAAAUACCGAUAAUAACGACGGAACAACGAGAUUUUAGCCCAUUUGCGUCUAUACAAAAUAGAGCAACAUAUCAAAGAAAUUCUUCCCAAUUAUUAUUAUCACCACCAAACCCUAAUGUAUCUAAUAUAUCUGACAUCGUGCAGUAUAUUUUUUCUGAAUUGCCUCGAGACAUAAAUAAACAAGAAUAUUAUUUUACUCCACACUUGUAUUCACAACAAAUUCCUAUUUCAAACACAUCUCACUUGAAAAAUGUUGUAGAACCAACAAGACAGGACGACACGAUAAGUAACAACGAUAAUAGUACUUCUGAAGAAAACGACAAGACAAGCGACACCAGCAGUAUCAUUUCUGAAACCUUUACAAAUCCAACAGAAAAAACAACAGACACCGUAAAUAUGAUAAAUGAAACAUUUACAGAACAAUCGGAUAAAGCAAGUGAUACCGAUAAUAUGUAUCAAGUAUUUACUCUUCCAGUAAAAAGAGAAGAUAAUGUACCAAAAAUAUCUGUUUCUUGCAUUCCUUCUACACUUGUACCUUCACCGCCAGUUUCUUGCAUUCCUUCUACAUCUGUACCUUCACCGUCAGCUUCUUGUGUUCCUCUAUCAAGUAUAUCAGCUGCUCCACUAUCAGCAGUAGCUGUUACUCCUCCAGCAUCAGCUAUUUCUCCUCCAGUACCGGUGCUUUCUCCUCCAGCACCAGCAGUUUCUCCUUCAGGAUUAGCUAUUAAUUCACCUGCACCUAUUAUACCGUUACAAACUAAUAUUUCUGGUAACCCUUCAACAGCUACAGUUAGUCCCAUACAGAAUGCUGUACUUAAUAAAGACUCAUCGGGUUCGAGUACUCCAUUUAUCGUUAUUGGAAGACGAAAUAUUUCAGAAGAUAUUUAUUUUAAACUGCCUGAUUUUAAAAGAACAAUUAACCAAACAGCUAAAAUACUAAAAGAUUCAGCAGGAUGCAGGAAGAGAAAUGUUAGAGGUGCAAAUAAUUGUGAAUCUAGUACACCUUUGAUUAUAAGUGAAUUGAGAAAUAUGUCUGAAGAAAUACUUUUUAAAAUACCAAAUCUAAAGAGAGACUUACAAAAUAACGAGACUAUACCAAAUCUGCAGUCAGUUAACAGAUUAAAAAAAGAUGUAGACAGUGAAGAAUAUGAAGAAUUUGAGGAAAGUGAUGUGGGGAGGAAUCCCGAUAAGCGUACAGCUAACGAUACUACUACAGAAGAACCUAUAAAGUUGCAAUUAACUGAAAAUUUGGGAACCACUUGCAUUCCAGUUACUGCUUUAUUGUCUAAUACAACCGGAUCUGGUCGAAAUCAUUCUAGUAAUGAAACAAUUUUAAAGAUAAAUGAAACUUUAGUGCCAAGCGAAGCAAUGCCUACUGAAAAUACAAAUUUAGGAGAAAUGUUUGUAUUCGAAAAGUCGACGGAAACAAAUAACGAUAAUAAAAAUAAUUCAAACACUUCUACUGUUAAAAUUGAUAACAACACCACAACAAUUGAAAUAAAAAAUAACUCAAAUAUUUCCACCUUGAACAAUAACACUGGAAGUGUUGAUAUAAAAAGUACGAUGAAUAUUUCUACUGUAACAAUUAUUAACACUGGGGUUACUGAUUUAAAAACCACCGAAAUAUGCACAAAUAAUACAAAAGGUCCAAUUGGUUUAAAUAAAACUAGCGACACAGGUCCAUCUGAAAUGAAAAGCGCUAACAUUGUAGGAGCGGCGAAAAGCGAUAACAGCACUCUCACAUUUAAUAUGACAUCUUCGAAUAAAACCUCAAGUAUGUCACAGAAUAUUACAACUACAACAACCGGGGACAAGCACAUGAUUCCAGGCGUUUUGAUUUAUCCAAUUAAUGAAAAUGAAAAGCCGCAGCAACUUGCAACGAAAGCUAAACGCAGCAUUUUCGAAGAGACAGAUUUAAUAGAUACUUUUACAUACACGAAUAGUGCUUUAAAUGAAAUUGAAUCUAUAACUAUCGAGGAUCCUCUUUUAAAUAUUAACAGAAAAUAUAUAGACUUCAACCCACUUAUUAUGAUGAAAAAAGAAGCAAAAAUCGACUCCAACGAGACGAACUGUCAAAAAGAAACUGAAAUGAUAUUGGAUACUCUAAAAUCAUUAAAUCUAAAUCCUCCAUCAGAAGCCUCUUCUCAAGAAGCCGCAACUAUUCCACCAACUUCAGCAUACAACGAUCAAUCAAACUUCAAUACGCCGACAGUAUCAAAUAUGAAUAUGAAUAAUUUUAACGUAAAUCCAACAGCAGCCUCUAACCCAUCGGGGUUUAGUCAACCAAAUUUUGCCAUAAAUGCAAAUUUGCAACCUGUACAAGUUUCAUGGCAAGUAUCACCAAAUUUAUCCCCAAAUAUGGGACUAGGUGAAAGUAAUAUGCCAGUUAUGGGUCAGAUGAGUGUUUCCAAAUCAGAAACACCAAGCACCACAGUUAGUACCUCAAUAUCAUCACCACCAUCUACCGCUGCAGCGUCAACAACUGUUAGUACUGUUGGUAGUUCGGCACAAGGGGAUGAAGCAUCUGCCUCUGCCAAUACAAUGACAUCUUCGGCGGAUUACGAGACAGACAGCAAACUUGAAAAACUGGAAAAAGACCUCAGACUAGUAAAUGAAGUACAAAAUAUUAUCGACGGAAUGUACAGAAUGAAGCACAAAGUGAGAAAGAGAGCAGUUGUUGAUCCUUUCGCUAUUGAUCCUCAAAUCUACAAGACUCUUAUAGAACCUAAAAUGCAUAUAACCUCUCCGGUACAACAUUCCAAUGUAAAUCCAGAAAAAUUGAAAGAGGUUAGUGGGUUAGGAAAAAUUUUAAAAUGGAAAUACCUCAAAAAUAAACAUAGAAAGAAAAGAAGACUAAGAAGAAAAAAGAGACGAAAAUAUAAACGCUUAUAUCCUUAUCGUCACAGACGUUUUUUAGGCCUACGUAUGCAAAAUUCUUCGUAA
Psylliodes chrysocephalus is the source of this 4377-nucleotide messenger RNA. The record is from the annotation of a GenBank genome assembly. NCBI's taxonomy places the organism in Eukaryota, Metazoa, Arthropoda, Insecta, Coleoptera, Chrysomelidae.